Messenger RNA from Durusdinium trenchii, 1357 nucleotides. Lineage: Eukaryota; Dinophyceae; Suessiales; Symbiodiniaceae. The record is from the annotation of a GenBank genome assembly.
GAACCCAUGUUGAGCCGCGCGGUGCCACCACCACGCCACGAUUUGAUCUUGCUUGGCGGCCCCAGCACCGGAAAAACGCACAUGGCUUUAUCCUUGCAGAAUCAUUUUAAUCCUGCAAGUACGCAGCAGUGUGCCUUCAUGAACUCCGCCUCUCGCUUGGUCCAUGGGCGCACCUUGCACUCCGCGUUCCACUUGCCCCGGGACGGCUGGACUGCGAGCGCACGAGCUUUGGGCAAGGAGAAAGAAGCUUUGCUCGCCACAUGGAAGCAUGCGCAAGUCCUAGCACUCGAUGAAGUCUCCAUGAUCCCUGCAGAUUUGUUUGCUGACGCGGAAUUCCGCUCUGGCCAGGUCAAAAACGCUUCUCAUAUUCCUUGGGGAGGAUUGACACUUCUGUGCAGCGGCGACUACAUGCAACUGCCGCCCGUCGCUGCCGCAAGCCUGGCUGCCCCGCUCGUUGUCGACUUGGUGCCCGAUGCAGCCGAGCGAGGCGAGCCAGCGCGGCAGAAGGAUCUUGCGGCAGUGCGUGGCCAGGCGCUGUGGCAAGCCAUUGAUUCCUGCAUCAUUUUGGACAAGCCUCAUCGAGCACAUGGUCCUCUCCAGCAGUUCUUGACGGAGAUGCGUGCAGGACCCCCGCACAGCAGCCCGGCUUCUGGUCGAGCGACGCUCGCGUUGGCGUCCUCCGCCAUCGCGCGCGCUAUUGCUGGCUUGCAACGUUCUCAACACCUUGCGCGGCUGGCUGGUCAGCGCUUGCUGGUCUGCAUCGCUGUAGAUGCUUGUCGCACGAGUCGAAGUUCUAUUCUGACGUACCCGCAGCUCCUCCAAUACCUUUGCACCUUGCCCAACUUGACUGAGACCAAAAAUUUGCCUGGGGUGCUCUUUCUUUGGCGAGGAUGUCACCUGACACUGGAGAGCAAAAUCUCCGAAGAACACGGUCUUAUCCGCGGGUGCCCAGGCAUUUUGCGUACUGCACUCUUGCGCGAAGACGAGCCAGAGUUCGACAACAACGCAGAGCUGCUGCCACAUGUCCUUGCUUUCUUGCCCCGUGGAUUGAUCAUUCACAUCCCAGACAGACAUUUUCAGCAGAGUGCUCUGCUUUCCGUCGGCGAUUGCCUCCUCGAGCCUGUCACAUGGGAUUUUGCACACCGUUGCACACCCGCAGCUCUGGCGCAGUUUCCGGCUGAUAUUGGUGAGGCCUUAGCCAGCGCGCCGUUGACUGUCACGCGACGGCAAUUUCCCUGCACCAACGCCUUGGCGGCCACUGUGUAUUCUCUGCAAGGUCAGACGCUCGAGGCUAUGAUCGCCGACUUUGCUCGUCCGCCUGGCAUGGGCCGAGUCCGGCCCUCAGUCGCAGACGCGC